Condylostylus longicornis is the source of this 3128-nucleotide messenger RNA. RefSeq lists its product as uncharacterized. The coding region runs from base 1 to 2124 and encodes 707 amino acids. The transcript has 12 exons. NCBI's taxonomy places the organism in Eukaryota, Metazoa, Arthropoda, Insecta, Diptera, Dolichopodidae. The record is from RefSeq and is a predicted model, not a curated record.
AUGACUUUAUGUCGGAAAAUGUCAAAUCCAAUUCGACUUCCAGAGGUAACAUUAUCAACUAUAAAAUAUUUGAAUGCCAAAAUACGAGUAGCCGAAAGUGAUCAUUUAAAUGUAGGAACAAUUCUUGUUCCAAAUUCCAAUGUAAGGAAAAUGACAGACACGGAAAUAGAUAAAGUACUUGAAAAUUGCACAAAUUUGCAAUUUGAUCACAAAUCAGAUGCAGAUAUUGGAAAAGAGCAUUUGAAUAAACAAUCAUCUGACUGUUUGAGAAAUUUUGUUCAACAGUUUGACUUAUCUAAAUUCAAUCAAAAAGAAAUCUCACAAGUACCUGAUAAUCAAAAACGAACUUCUAGUAGAAGCGAAGAAAAAUUUAAAAAUUUUGAACAUGAAAAUGAUAUUGACGAUAAAACUUUGGACGCAUCCGAAUUACGUUUAAAAUUUCUAAAUGAUUUUACGCAGAGAUAUAUUGUUAGGAAAACAAACGAAAAUCAAUCGAAUACCAAAUCCUUUUAUCCAAUAACACAACAGCCGGAGUAUAAAGAAUCAACAACAACAGUAAAUGCUGACCAAAAAGAUUUGCAACCAAAAGAAGAUGCUGAUGAGUUGCAUAUUAGUUUAGAAAGCUCUUCAGAAUCAGUUGAACUUUUAAAUUAUGUUGCACAAGAUCUUGCACAAGAAAAUAGAAAAUCAAAAACCCAAACAGAAAAUCUUCAAGAUUUUGAAAUCGGAAAUGUACGAAUAUUUUCAUCUAUCUCAGCUAUUUCAGAUACUUCAAUUAAGGAAAAAUGUAGUCCCACUAAAAAUAUACAGGAAAACAAUAAAACUAUUGUUGGAGAGUUCUUAGCGGAUUCUGCUACAAAAACUGAAAUUAAAAGUACUGAGCUUAAGACUUUUUACGAAGAAACUCUUACAGAAGAAUAUGGCAGAAAAGAAACAGAAUGGAAACGUUGGCUGGAAAUUGAAAAAGAUGAUGAAAAUAAAACUGGAGAAAAUACCUUAUCCGAUUUUGAGAGAGUCGUGAAAACGAAGGUUGAUUCAAUGCCUCCAGAAUAUUCUACAAAGAGUCUCAAAAAAACUUCCAAAUAUGCAAUACAUGGAACAGAUGUCGUUCAAACCCAGGACAUCAAAAUGGUAAAAAGUAACGAUAAAAGAACAUAUCGUAAAACAGAAAAAAGAAAAAAAAAUUUUCGAAAGUCAAUGCUUCCGAUAUUUUUUUCGAAACUAACCCAAUUUCAACAGGAAAUAAUUUGUACAAUUGGAAAAAUUAGAAAACAGUACGAAAAUAGUAUAUUUUGUAACCAAUUACGCAGAAACCGGUUAAAAAUGAUGAUUGUACCAGAUAGCGAUGAAGGCAGGAAGAAGAGUGAAAUAAUUGCUAAUGAAUUUUCUACAAGAUUUACAAGAAAUUACUUAUACCAAAUAAACAGAACGAUAGACGAAAUUAUUUUUGUAACAAAUGAAAAGGGUUACUCAAGAGAUAAUUUGGAUUAUUUAAUUAAAGUUUGCGGUUUAUUCGGAUUACUGCAACAAGCAUUGUGCACAUAUAGUAAGCAAGUUAAAUAUUUCAUAUAUGAUGAACAACCGAAGAAAUUGGGUUCAUUAAUCGACUGCAUUAUAGAAGCUACCAAUAUUUGUGUUGAAAAUAAAAUUUUUAGAGAAAAUGACGAAAUAAUUAAGGAAAUUCGAAAGGACAUUACAUUAAAGGACAAUAGAUUUUCAAUGUAUAACAAUAUAUCAAACGAAUUAUAUGGACAAGAUCAGAUUUUACAAAAUAAAUUAAAUAAAAGUGAAGACUUAGGACAACCAACUUCAAAGCAAAUCGGAAUGGGUAAAACGGAAGAAAUGUCAAUAGAAAAGCAGGAAACACCGGAAAAGAAAAUUGCAUUGAAAAAAUCAACAGAAUUAGCAAACUCAGAACCUAAGGAAAAUUUAAGCACUAAAUCUGAGAGGGAUGAUUCAAUUGGAACAUCUAAGCAAAAAGAUACGGCACAAAAUUCAAAAGACCAAAUUCUAAAACAAUUGUUUGAAAAUUUUCACGUUAUUAUUGAAAAAGAAGUUAAACAAGUUUUGAAUCCGAUCGUUCGCCAAUUGAACCUCUUUGCUAAAGACCCAGUAAGCUUUUAAAUUAAAUUUUAUAUAUUUUUUUUAUUAUUAAAUAAAUGCACUCGCACAUACUUUACAUAACGUAUGUACAUAUGUAUGUAUUUAUAACAAUAACAAAUAUACAUUCGAAUAAAUGUUUAUUUUUCAAUUUCAACAAUAAACUUAAUUUUUUUAUAAAUUCUGUGGCAAAAAGGAAUAAUCGCUAAAGUUAAUUUUUGCUCAGUUUCACAAGAAUAAACAUAAAAAUUUUCAUAAUUUUUUGUCUUGUUUUUUAUAAUUUCUACAAGUUAUUUAUAAGAUUAAAAUUCAAAAGCGGUUUGUUAGGUGACAGAAUUUACUUCUACUUAUGAUUGUAGAUUGGUUUUUUAAUUUUUGUCUAUUUUGUACAACUAAAACGACUUUAGCCUUCAUUCAAAAAUUUUUUUGUGUUUAUUUAAAAGCUAAUUAAAAGCCAUUUUGUCUCUUCUUCCAAAUUGUUUCGGAAAAGUUCAAGAUACUAAAGUUUAUUUAAGUUUUUGUUACAAAAUUUUAUUUUUAUAUAAGUAAGGCUUAAAGUAUUAGGACGAUAUGUUUUUAAAUUUUGCAAUUGGCAAUAAAAGCUAAAGUAAGUUUUGCUUAUUAUUCCUUGAAUAUAAAGCAGGAACGAUUUUGAAUACAAUGUAAUUUUGAAAGAAACGCUUAAAAACAGUUUAGCUAUUUUAGCCAAUUACGUUGAAAUUAUUUUAAUGAUAAAAUUAUAUAUUAACGGUUAUUUCAUAUGCUAUUAUUUCAUUUAACACUUUAGCCAUUAGGAAAAAUUUUAAUAACUUUGCUAAACUAAAUGAUAGAGACACCAAAAUUUUUUGGAACAUAGAUUUGAAUAUCGAGAAACAUAGUUGUCUAAUUUUUCGCUAAAGUCGACUUUAGCGAUUAUUUAUUUUUGUCACAGAAUUAUUAAUAGAAUAUAUUGUAUACAAUAUAUAAAUAUACAUACACGUUCAUAUAACAUUUUUCGUGUUUGCUUUACAACUAUUUAGUGUAUAAUU